AGCUCCUUGUCUUUGACACGAACCGUUCUCACCGCCAAAAGCCGCGCGGAAGCAGCAACCGCAAAAGCGCCACGCCCACCGACAGACGAGGAAGGAAAGGACGACGCUAACGAAAUUGCUUCCUCGGGAUUGAUUGCUCAAAAAGGACGUGCUUGCAUCUAUAUACGGUAUUCUGGACUUCGGCUCGGUGCUGGUGGUGGUGACCCAUCCGCUGUGAUACUGGACAUUGUCAAUACGACCUCUCGUCGACGCCCCUACGUGUACCACUGCGCUAGUCACCAAGGACACUGCUGCCAGAAGAGGGAAUUGAACUUUCGCACAUCUCCGUAGAGGAACCAACAUGAACAAGCUCACAGUGUUGCUUGCGUCUUCCCUGUGCGUCGUCGCUGUCCAAGCGGGGCACCUCGGCCAUGGAGUUCUCCCGACCUACGUUGCGACACAGCAGCUUUACUACAAACCACAGCCAUACGCGUUCGGCUACGAGAUCAAGGACGCCUGGGGCAACACGCAACACCGGCACGAAGUGGGCGACGAGUACAACACCAAGCGCGGCUCGUACGGGUUCACGGACGCGCACGGAAUCUACCGGCGAGUCGAGUACGUCGCCGACGGCAAUGGUUUCCGAGCCAUCGUCAAGACCAACGAACCCAGCACUAAGACGCACCACACGGCGCACGCGCUGUACCAUUCGAAUGCCCCUCAACACGUGGUCCAUCAAGGCCAACAUCAGAAGGAGCACCUCGAGGUGCCCAUCUACGUGGACGCGGCACCGCAACAUACCGUGAUCGUCGCUCCCGUGGGUCUCGGGCAUCACGGAUACCACUGAACUAGAUUAUAGCAUACCAGUUAGCGGGCUACUGUUAGUGUUAUCGUUACCGCUUCCGCCGAAGUGCGCAUGAGCGGUAAAUCCCACGCGUCCCCAGUUGGCACCUUCUUGACUAGGCAGUGAAGGCUGCGCAGGUGGGUGUUGUCUUGCAUCGUUUUCUUCUUGAUAUCCAACAG
Molecule: messenger RNA, 1002 nt
Organism: Rhipicephalus sanguineus (brown dog tick)
Lineage: Eukaryota; Metazoa; Arthropoda; Arachnida; Ixodida; Ixodidae
Product: cuticle protein 10.9
Exons: 3
Coding region: 341-826 (161 amino acids)
Cellular component (GO): chitin-based extracellular matrix
Molecular function (GO): structural constituent of chitin-based larval cuticle
Source: RefSeq, a predicted model, not a curated record